This is a messenger RNA of Piliocolobus tephrosceles (Ugandan red Colobus), 1542 nucleotides long. It is a transcript of the gene TCL1B, whose product is annotated as TCL1 family AKT coactivator B. The record is from RefSeq and is a predicted model, not a curated record. Lineage: Eukaryota; Metazoa; Chordata; Mammalia; Primates; Cercopithecidae. The coding region runs from base 185 to 829 and encodes 214 amino acids. Gene Ontology annotation, molecular function: protein serine/threonine kinase activator activity. The transcript has 5 exons.
GCCAAUCGGGGCCUGGCUUGGCCCACCUUGGCUGGGCUUGCUCUGGUGUCUAGGGUCAGCUAGACGGCUCGGCAGGGGACCAGCUGCUCUAGAAGAGCCUGGACAGGAUGAAUUGGUUCUCCUUCCAUGUGCAUCUUGCAUCCCUCCAGCCAAGGAUUUGAACCAAGGUCUCAUCUGACUCCAAAUGCACCAAGAGGAUGGAGCCCAGAGUGACACAGAGGAAGAGGUCCCUGGAUGGAUGCGUGGGGAAGCCCUCCUGCCCUUCCUUCCCCUCCUCCCCCUCCCCCCUCCCCGGACUGGCCCCGCCCCCACUGCCGGCCCCGCCCCCACCCACGCCGGAACUGCUGCAUUUAAGGAGAUUGCGCACCUGGAAAGGUCCACACAUGUGAGCCUCGAGGCGGGCUCCGGGUGCGGACUUGCCAUGGCCUCCGAAGCUUCUGUGCGUCUAGGGAUGCCCCCUGACCGUCUGUGGAUCCAGAAGCCCGGCAUCUACGAAGACGAGGAGGGGAGGACCUGGGUGACUGUGGUCGUGCGGUUCAAUCCCUCGCACAGGGAAUGGGCCAGGGCCUCAAACACCCAGGACAGCGCCUCCCACGGCAGCACAUAUGAACCCAGCAUCACGGUGCACUUGUGGCAGAUGGCAGUGCAUACCCGGGAGCCACUCUCCUCCGGCCAGAUGCCCUUCUCCCAGCUGCCCCCUGUGUGGCAGCUCUACCCCGGGAGGAAGUACCGAGCAGCGGAUUCCAGUUUCUGGGAAAUAGUGGACCAUGGCCAGAUCGACUCCAUGGAGCAGCUGGUCCUCACAUAUCAGCCGGAGAGGAAAGACUGACAGUGGAGUGGCUGGCCCUGCUGGCCCUGCCCAUCUGGCCUGGUGUCUCCUCGUGCCCCCUCAGUGAGGACCUUCAUGUACCUGCUCUUCUGUUUGCACACCCAGCAUAGCCUCCUUGCGGGCAGGAGGCCGUGGGGCCCCUGAACACUCAGCUUCUCUCAUUUUCCUCAGUUAUGAGUCCUGUCCUAUCCCGCUCGGAUCUGCACUUAGGGCAACUGGCCUGGAUGGACUUCACUAGGGGCCCUGUCUGUGCGCUGAGCCAGUUUCCCCUGCUGGCUGCAAGCUGUGGGUUCUCUUUCUCCUCUGUGCCCCUCAUGCUGAUCUUCUAGAUGCCACUCCCAAAUUCCCUUCAUACCACUGGGAUGUGUGCCCAGCCAGGCCUCCGGCACCCCCAGUGCAGCUCGUGAUUGGAAACUCACCAUCAGCAGGCAGUGGCUCGGUUUAAGAGACAGCCACAGAGGGAGCCCAAUCUGGAUGUGGACUCGGAUGCCCUGUGGGUAUCAGUUCUGCUGACACUUUGGCCCGAAAUAGAUCCAGUGCUGAGCCAGUAGUGUACCCAGAGCCUCAGUGAGCCCAUCUGCACAGUGGGGAGCGUGGAAGGAUGGGUUUGGCCUGUGCUUCUGCUUGUUCAGUUUUUCAGCUCAUGAAGGGAUGCUAGUCCAUGAAGGUGGCCUUGCAGUACUGGCUAAUUAAACUUUAUUGUACACUGUCCA